CACUAAGUGAAUGAAAACACUUGCCAUGUUAUAGAUAACUUAUCUCUCUUUUCACUUACUAUAUAUAGCUGACUAGGUUCUUUAGGUCGCUUUUGAGCAUCUUUGAUCUAUUUAAGGAAAGAUUUAGCUUAAAAAUGAGUUUAGGUGCGUUGAUAAAAGAGGAGAAAAGAGCAGCAACAACAUCGUCUUCUUCUCAGGUACAUAUGCCAAAAGAUAUAGACUGGCAAAUGCUUGAUAAACCAAGAUUCUUCUUCCUCGGCGCCGCUCUCUUCUCCGGUGUAUCCACCGCUCUUUACCCUAUCCUUGUCCUCAAAACAAGGCAACAAGUCUCCCCAACCCGCAUCUCCUGCGCCAACAUCUCUCUGGCCAUCGCUAGACUCGAGGGUCUAAAAGGCUUCUACAAGGGCUUUGGAACGUCUUUGCUUGGAACCAUCCCGGCACGUGCCCUCUACAUGACGGCUCUAGAGAUCACCAAGAGUUGUGUUGGUCAAGCAACCGUUAGGUUAGGUUUGUCUGAUACAACAUCUAUGGCUGUUGCCAACGGUGCAGCUGGUUUGGCCUCUGCCGUGGCUGCUCAGGUGGUUUGGACACCGGUUGAUGUCGUGAGCCAACGGCUUAUGGUUCAAGGCGAUGUCUCGUUGACUUCUUGCAGAUACACUAAUGGGUUUGAUGCUUUUAGAAAGAUUCUUUGCACUGAUGGACCGAGAGGGUUCUACAGAGGGUUUGGUCUCUCUAUCUUGACUUAUGCACCUUCAAACGCUGUCUGGUGGGCGUCUUAUUCUUUAGCUCAGAAAUCAAUUUGGUCUCGGCUCAAGCGUCAAGACGGUGGUGGCUCAGUGGUGGUUCAAUCGCUGAGUGCAGUCACGGCAAGCGGUUGCUCAGCUUUGAUAACUAUGCCUGUAGACACAAUCAAGACAAGGUUACAAGUCUUGGACGCAGAAGAGAAUGGGAGGAGACGAGCAAUGACAGUGAUGCAGACGGUGAGGAGCUUGAUGAGGGAAGGAGGCUUUGGGGCUUGUUAUAGAGGGUUGGGACCAAGGUGGGUCUCAAUGUCUAUGUCCGCAACAACAAUGAUCACAACCUAUGAGUUCUUGAAGCGCCUGGCGGUAAAGAAGCAGACAUGACAUGUUAAAAUCAUUCAUAGACUCAGUUUCUCCUUUUCUUAGGUUUAAAAAUGUUUUCUUCUCUAAAAAAACACUCAUAAAACAUACUAAGGAUCACACCCUAAACACAGAGUUGUUUCCU
Brassica oleracea var. oleracea is the source of this 1245-nucleotide messenger RNA. RefSeq names its product solute carrier family 25 member 44-like. Bases 135 to 1124 code for a protein of 329 amino acids. The transcript has a single exon. The record is from RefSeq and is a predicted model, not a curated record. Lineage: Eukaryota; Viridiplantae; Streptophyta; Magnoliopsida; Brassicales; Brassicaceae.